AUGCCUCGCAGUCAGAAGAGCAAUCUCUGUGUACGUAAGAAAUGCCAGCAGAACCAAUGUGAGACCAAGGUUCUCAGGGGUACUCAGUCCAUGGCAACAGCAGAAGCACUCCCCUCCUCUUCCACUCCUCGUUUUCGGUGUACUAGCCAGAGAAAGCCUAGUGCUAAGUCAUGUAGCACUCUUCAGGGGCCUCAGAGAGCUCUGUUCACCCCUACUUCUCCAGGUGCUUCAUUCACAAGAUCUUAUCAAGGUGCCAACAACAAAGAUAAGAAAAGGCAAAGUUCCUCCCAGGACAAACCAUCCACUAUCCGGUCCCGCAGAGACCCUGUAACCAAGAAGGUGGGUACAUUGGUGCAGUUCCUGUUGCAAACAUAUAAAAUGAAAAAGCUCAUUAUGAAAGAAGACGUGCUGAAGAUUGUCAACAAAAAGUACAAGAACCGCUUCCUUGAGCUCCUCAGGAGGGCUUCUUUCAGCAUGGAGGUGGUCUUUGGCAUUGAAUUAAAGGAAAUCGACUCCAUCAAGCACACCUAUGCCCUUAUCAGCAAAAUGGACCUUCCUAACAAUGGGAUGCUGAGUCGUGGCAGGGGUUUGCCGAAAACUGGUCUCCUGAUGACUCUCCUGGGCGUGAUCUUCAUGAAGGGCAACUGCGCCAGUGAGGAGAAGAUCUGGGAAUUCCUGAAUAAGAUGAGAAUUUUUGCAGGGAAGAGGCACUUCAUCUUUGGGGAGCCUAGGAAACUCAUCACCCAAGAUUUUGUGAAGCUAAAGUACCUGGAGUACCGGCAGGUGCCCAACAGUGAUCCUCCAGGCUACGAAUUUCUGUGGGGUCCCAGAGCCAAGGCUGAAACUACCAAGAUGAAAGUUCUGGAGUUUUUGGCCAAGAUCAAUGAUACCGUGCCAAGUGCUUUCCCAUCCUGUUAUGAAGAGGCUUUGAGAGAUGAGGAAAAGAGAGCCGGAGCGACAGUUCCAGACCGGGCUGGUCCUACUGCUUUGGCCAGUGCAGUGCAUGCUCCAGCGCCAGAUCCAGCAACUCCUCCCAUGCUUAGUGAAGUGUGA
This is a messenger RNA of Trichechus manatus latirostris (Florida manatee), 1053 nucleotides long. RefSeq names its product melanoma-associated antigen B3-like. Gene Ontology annotation, cellular component: nucleus. The transcript has a single exon. Bases 1 to 1053 code for a protein of 350 amino acids. NCBI's taxonomy places the organism in Eukaryota, Metazoa, Chordata, Mammalia, Sirenia, Trichechidae. Gene Ontology annotation, biological process: negative regulation of transcription by RNA polymerase II. The record is from RefSeq and is a predicted model, not a curated record.